AUGUCAGACUCCAAGAUCAAAGGCAGCUGUGUCUGUGAGAAAGUCCGCUAUGAAAUCACAGGCCAGCCAAUCACCAACAUCAUCUGUCAUUGCGAUACAUGUCGCAAAACCACCGGGUCGGUGUUUAUGGCAAACAGUGUGUACAUGAAAGAGAAUUUCAAGAUCAUAACCGGGGAAGAUGUUCUAAAAGUUUACGACGAUAAACCGCCGGGCUCCAAGAAUACGGUUCACAGACACUUCUGUUCAAACUGCAGUUCACCGGUCUAUACAACUUCGACAGGGACACCAGAGUACGAGAAUGCGCUUACUGUCACCCUUGGUACUAUGGACCUUGGGAAUGACUCGUGGAAGCCUUCAAUGGAGGUAUUUUGCGUCAGACGACGCGAGUUUAUCUGCCCGUUUGAAGGAACAGUCAAGCAUGAGAAAAAUAUCCAAGGAGGAUUCUAG
Molecule: messenger RNA, 447 nt
Organism: Penicillium nucicola
Lineage: Eukaryota; Fungi; Ascomycota; Eurotiomycetes; Eurotiales; Aspergillaceae
Product: GFA family protein
Exons: 2
Coding region: 1-447 (148 amino acids)
Molecular function (GO): carbon-sulfur lyase activity
Source: RefSeq, a predicted model, not a curated record